AUGUCUCCAGUUGAUGAUACCUUUCUCUCGGGUGCUUUAGAUGGUACUGGAGUGAUGCAUGUGGCCGGACGUCCGACAGCAGCUUUCGAUCCAGAGGGUCUGGUUUUCGCAGCAGGAAUCAACUCCGAGUAUCUCAAUCUCUAUGAUUUGCGUUCAUUUGACAAAGGUCCAUUCGCUACCUUCAAAUUGCCCGCAUCAGAGGCCCCAGGGACGGAAUGGACUAGUCUUAAGUUUUCACCUGAUGGUAGAAGUAUCCUCAUUUGUACGAACGGUAAUUUCUUGCGACUAGUUGACUCCUUCAAUGGUGCUCAUCUGCAUUCAUUUAAAGUGUCUAAUAACGUAGAAAAGCAAACCUUGGACGCCUGUUUCACACCCACAAGUCAGUAUCUGAUAUCUACUUCCCCAGAUUCGAUGCUCCAUGUCUUUUCAGUAGAAAUGGGUGCCCCAAUGGCUCAGUUGGCAACGUAUGAAGCUGCGAGUAAGAUGGUGGGACCACAAGCACGAAUCAACUGCGUGGCUUUCAAUCCGAGGUUUGCCAUGAUAGCAACAGGAUCCAUGCAAACUUGCUUCUGGUUACCGAAUAUUGAAAAAGAGUAG
Molecule: messenger RNA, 597 nt
Organism: Rodentolepis nana
Lineage: Eukaryota; Metazoa; Platyhelminthes; Cestoda; Cyclophyllidea; Hymenolepididae
Source: the annotation of a GenBank genome assembly